AUGGCCAGCGAGAGUGCGCUCCCGCCUCCCGUUCGGCGGAGCAAGCCGAUGAAGCUGUCCGACCUGCCGUCGGCUUUGCUCGAACGCGUGCUCGCGCUGGCCUUGCGAGUCGGACCCGCGUCGACGUCAACUCAGCCAUUGACAUGCGCCGACGCCGCACUCGAGCAGCAACGCAGUCUAGCUCGGACGCUGCUGUACGACUUGCGCAACCGUCGGUUGGCUCAGCAUACGAAGAAGGUGCUGUGGUCAACGUUGACGCUCCCUGACGAUGAUGUGCUGGUCGUGCACGCCGAAAUGAUGAUCAGUGCCACCCACGGUGGAGCCGACUCGAUCGCCCUCGAGGGGUCCGAGCUGGCGACCAAGGUAGCCGCCGACGCCCAGAACAUCAAGUCGGUGGCAUCACUCUACACGGAUGCCACCAUUCCUCAGCUGGUUCGGCAUCUACACAUCACCAGGGCAGAGUGCCUCACCAGUGGCGCCGUAGAGUCCCGUGCGCUCGGUCACAGCUCAAACUCGUCCUCCCAAUCUGCCCUCGCGCCACUGGAGAACCUCCACCGGCAGCGACACCCCGCUGGCGACGAGUUGAGCACCUCUACUUGGCCUUUUCAACCCAUCGAUGACGGCGCACUUUUGCACCUCGUGUCCAAGUUAAUCUCGCUGAGCUCGUUCGAAUGGGCCGCAUCUCGUCAUCCUCCUCGGAUGCUCUGUUCGACGCUCGGAGCGUCCUCCAAAUCGCUCACCUCGUUCAAGUUUGACCUCACCGAAGCUAUCGACGCUCGUGAACCGACGUCUACUUCACCCACCACCGUGAACUCGCCCUCUCGAGCGGUCUCGACGAGCGCCACCAACUUGUCCGCCGGUCGGAUCCAACGAUGGGACGCUCCCGAGCUCUCGGCACUUCCGCUGUCGCUCACCCACCUCGCGCUCUCGUUCCUCUCGCAAGUCGGCGCACAAGAACUCGCCGCGGCUUUGCCCUCGCUCCCCGCUCUUGAUCACUUGGAGCUGGGCAAGAGCGUCUAUAUCGAUGAUCCCCUCCUCGCCGAGGUUGGGAAGCAUGUCCCUCGACUCAAGCGGCUGCGGCUGUACAACCUCCCCGGAAGCAAGUUGACCGAGGUCGGACUGGGGGACGUCCUCGAUGGAUGCUCGACACUCGAGAGCCUGGAGCUGUGUUGUGUCGAGGGUGAGCACAAGGGGUAUUACCAGACGUCAUCCACUGAGUGGAAGUACUGAGUGUCUUUGACACCUCACAGGACGACUCUCCAAAUCAACCUGGAGCAAGGUCUCCCCGCUGCCCGAAUCACUCAAGACCCUCGUCCUCCUUUACCAUGAGCUCCCCUCGCCGCCGCACAAAUCGUGGGUGUUGGACCACCUCAGCUCUCUGGCUAUGGCACUCGAGUUCUCAUCGCUGCAAUCGUUGAUCAUAUCGCGCAAAGUCGAAGAUGUCGUGCGGCUCCCCGGUCAGCACUGGACCUCGAUUCAUCCCAUCGACCCCGUUCUAGCCCCCCGACCCCUGCCCACUGCAUUCGUCGAUGCGAUCGCCAGCCGUGGUCGCGCUUGGAAAGACCUCAAUCUCGAUCUGUGGCAGAUUGAUGGGCAUGCGCUCAAGAAGGUAUUGAGCGCUUGCACGAAUCUGACAACUCUGCAAGUCAUGUAUGACGAAUCUCUCAGAAACUUGGUGAGUGUUCACUGACCUUGAGGGACUCACAGCCGAUACUGACUUUGCGCUAAAAUUGCUCCGCUUGCUGCGCAGCUCGGCCUCUCGAGCGCUUUCGCGGUCGCGCACCAACUUCGGAACUUUGCCGUCUCGAUCGACCCGGCACACGUUCCCGCCCUAUCUCCCGGUCACCCUCUCUCGCCUUCCCAAUCACCCACUUUCACGGUGUGCCCGCUCCCGUUCGGAUCCACUUCCGAGACCCAAGUCACUCCGCCCCGAGCGCACCACGGCCGUCGCUCCUCCGUUUCCUCAACCACAUCCCGAAUCUCCCUCCUCCCCGAUCAACUCGGUGCGAUCGCCCCCUCGACCAAAGACUGGCGUCGAUUCCUCAAAAAGACCCUUGCGCUCGAAUCCGUCGAAUGGACCGGUCGAGGUGGGUUGGGAACCUGGUUCUUUGAACGGACGAGCACUUUGAGUUCGAGUAUCAAGGUUGAUUUCGAGCCUUCGGCGUUUUAUGCCAAGACUUUGGUCGAGGUGGGGGAGGGUGUCGAUUUGCUGACGGGUGUGGAGGGGGUCGAUCCGGUGUUGAGGGGUUUGAUGAGACGUUCUGCUCAAGUCGACGCACCAGAGACCGUUAACUCGGUAUCUCGAGCUCCUCUUCCUGCACUGGACGAGGCGGGCAGUAGUGGAUUCUCGAACGUCGCUAAACGAAGUCUCGGAUCGUCCAUCUCGGACGGGGACACCGUCAGCGACCCUCGCUCUUCGACUCCACCCAUCGGAACUUGGACUAGUCGAUCUCACAUCGAACACCAGAAGGCAUGGGACUCAAGUACCUCAGACGAUCCACCCACUCCACCCGGCGACUCACCCUCCGGGCUCUCGCAUCUGAUCGAUCCUUCACUUACACCUUCCGAAGGAUUAGGAACGGGCGAACCAUCGACGGACGUUGCUCCUUCGACGAACUCGAAAGGCGAGCCAAAAAGGAGCUGGAGUGAGUUCGUGAUGAAUCCCGGUGUUGGUCCAGUUCAAUCUCGUAAGAUGACUUCAACAAAAUUGGGAGAAGGAAGUCAUUCUCCCAAAGAACGACCUCAACCGAUCGGAGUUUCGUCAUCGGUCUCAAAGACCCCUUCUACGCCUGUGGCCUCACCCAAGCCGACUUCAACGUCCGCUCCGGCUCCGAGUCCAACGACGGCCAAGACCUUCUCCAGCAUCGUCGGUGGUGGAGGUCCCACCAAGGUCGUCAACACUCGUUCGAACACCGGUACAGGACCAAGAGGCUCCCCUCGAACGAGCCAAGAUGGGGUCCCCUCGGGGCGAAAACCUGCUCAAACCUCGCGAGGGGGCGGCCAUGGUGCGACGCAGGCUCGCUCGACGAAAUGA
This is a messenger RNA of Microbotryum saponariae, 3034 nucleotides long. NCBI's taxonomy places the organism in Eukaryota, Fungi, Basidiomycota, Microbotryomycetes, Microbotryales, Microbotryaceae. The record is from the annotation of a GenBank genome assembly.